AGAUUCAAAUGAAAAACUAAAAAAAUUAACUGAUCAGUUAUUAUCAAGAUAGAGGACAAGCUUAUAGUCUGCAAAACAAUCUUUUAAAGAUCAUCAUAAUGAUAAUUAAAUAGAUGUAUAAUUGUUAGAUGAAAUAUAAUAUGAUGAAGACUUUAUAUAAAGAAGGAAUUAAUAGAUAAGUGAAAUGGGAUAAUAUUAUUAUUAUAGAUGUUAGAGUUAUAUACUAAUUAAAUUAAAUGAUGACAGAUGGAGCUAAAAUGAUACAAGAACAAGGAUUAAAAAUUGAUAUAAUAAAUUAAGAAGUGAACAAUUCUAAAUAGAAAGUGAAAGAAGCUGAUACAGAAUUGAAAAAAGCAUCUUAAGUUUAAUAAGGAAAUAAUGGAAGAAUGUAAUAUUGUUUAUAAAUUUAGGUUAUUCUUUUGUGGCAUAAUUACUUUGUUAGUUGUGAUUAUAGUAUUGUUAUUUAGUGCUGGUUCUAGACCUUAUCAAGAUCCUAAUGCUUAAUAAUAAUAAUAAUAAAAUUGA
Molecule: messenger RNA, 525 nt
Organism: Paramecium primaurelia
Lineage: Eukaryota; Ciliophora; Oligohymenophorea; Peniculida; Parameciidae
Source: the annotation of a GenBank genome assembly